Molecule: messenger RNA, 3282 nt
Organism: Rhineura floridana
Lineage: Eukaryota; Metazoa; Chordata; Lepidosauria; Squamata; Rhineuridae
Gene: SNX21
Product: sorting nexin family member 21
Exons: 5
Coding region: 555-1655 (366 amino acids)
Biological process (GO): base-excision repair; protein transport
Cellular component (GO): early endosome membrane
Molecular function (GO): DNA-(apurinic or apyrimidinic site) endonuclease activity; DNA N-glycosylase activity; protein binding
Source: RefSeq, a predicted model, not a curated record
CGCACACGUCGGGCAGAGACCUGGCGCUGGGCAGCCGUGAAGGGGAGCCCCAAGACAGGCUGCUUCAGCGGCAGCGCUCCAGGGAAGAGCCGAGGACGAGCAGAUCGCGGCGGCAGGAGAGGCCCUCGAGGGCAGCAACCCCUUCGCCGCUUCCCGGGGGGGCUGUCCUGUUCCCGCUCCGUCCUCGUCCCCUCCCCGACUGUGCCGCCGCGCCGCUUUCGGGGCUUCGCAUUGGCCCCCUCCUCGACUCGGCGGCCCCGCAGCCGCAGGCGCAUCCCGGGCACACCAGCUGGGCCGCUGGGCGGCGCCUCCUUCCCGGCGCAGGGCGAGAAGGAUCGAGAGGAGGAGGAGCCGCUGGAGCUCGAGCGGCCAUCGCAGCGCGGUCAGCUCGGUCGCCCAGGAGGACGGACGGACGCAGGGAGGGAGCAGGCGGGACGCGAGCCUCGCCGACACCCCACCUUCCUUCCAGCCCUAAGCGGCAGGCUGAGGACAAAAGGAGUGUAAACAGCCUUCGCAAAGCAAGCUUUCCUAAGGUUUCCUGCGGCCCCAGCUGGAUGGCAUCUCGCAUCCUGCACCGCUUGCGGCAUGUGCUGGCUGGAGAGGGGGAGCGGGACGGGCUGGCGGGUUGCAGCUCAGAAGCGGAAGAAUUUCCGGAAAGCUCUGAGCUAGAGGAUGACACGGAGGGCCUCUCCACGCGGCUCAGCGGGACUCUGAGCUUCACCAGUAAUGAGGAGGAAGAGGAAGAAGAGGACACCAGCGAGGCAAGAGGGGAGCAGGGGGAGUCCCUGGAACCGGGCCUGCUGGGCGAGACCACGGAGAACGGAGAGGACAGCCCCCCCUCGACGGAGCGCAGGGGCAGUAACCUGCUCACGCGGCAGUUGCAGGAGCUCUGGCGGAAAUCGCGGGGCAGCUUCGUACCCCAGCGCCUCCUCUUCGAAGUCACCAGUGCCAACGUGGUCAAUGAGCGCAACUCCAAGUACGUGCUCUACACCAUCUACUUGAUCCGGGCAGGGCAGUUUGACAAAGCUCCUGCCACCAUCGCCCGCCGCUAUUCGGACUUUGAGCGGCUGAACCGGCGCUUGCGUCGCCAUUUUGGCAGUGACAUGGCAGGCGUCUCCUUCCCCCAGAAACGGCUGCGGCGCAACUUCACAGCCGAGACGAUUGCCAAGCGCAGCCGGGCCUUUGAGCAAUUCCUGUCCCACCUGCACUCCUUGCCGGAGAUCCGCCGCUCAGCUGACUACCUGGAGUUCUUCUUCCUUAAUGACCUGCAGGGGGCCCAGCGCUUGACUUGCAGCGGCGUGUACCACCAGGCCCUGGCAGUCUGGACCAACAGCCAGCGGCUCCAGGAGAAACUGGGGGCCUGCCACUCUGGCCACUUCUUGCUGACGCUGGCUGGCCUGGCCGUCUGCCAGCAGGAGUUGGAGCAGCUUGGCGAGGCCCACGCCUCCUGCGAGCAGGCCCUGUGGCUGCUGGAGGCCCAGGACCGCCACCCGCUCCUGGCCCCCUUCCUGCAGGCCUACAUCCACCUCUCCUGGAUGCUGGGCAGGGACAAGCGGCAGGCCGAGGCCCGGCUGCAGGCUCUGCAGGAGGCCGGAGAGGUGGGGCUGCUGCUGCCCACCCUGAAGGAGCUGCUCAUCAAGCAAGCGCUGCCCUGACGGGGCCUUCGUGCAGCAGCAGGUGCUCAGGGACAGCAGCCUGGCUGGUUUUGCUUUGUGAGCGCAGGGCGGGGCUGGGGUGCGAGCAGGUCCAGAGGGGCUGUACUCCGGGCGACCUGGCCUCCGUGUGCCAGGGCAGCCCGCUCACCAGCCUGAGGAGCGCAGUGCCCGAAAGAGGAGCACUGCUGGGAUUUUUCUAGGACUCAGUAGAGGAACGCGCUGCUUCUCGGGGGGACGUUGAUGUUACUUGAAUGCUUGAUGGGGAAAGGGAUGGCAACGUCUGCCAUGCUUGUCUCGACACUGACCGCUGUGCCAGUUCAGCUUCUGGGGGGCGGAGGGCACGCCUCUGGGAGGCAGGCCAUGGUGGCAGAAGCCGGUCCUGCUGGCCCCUGCUGCUGCUGGCUGGGCUGGGCUGGGCGGGAAGUGCUGGAACCCCAAAAGGUGAAGAAGGGAAGCUUGGGAAGGGGGCUGCAGGCGGUCCUUUCUGCCUUGGCGCCCCAGCUGUGCUGUCCUGUGCCAUGGUGGGCAGAGGGGCUCGCUGCUCUCCCUCCUGCCGUGGGGUAGCGCAGAGGGAAAGGGGUGGCAUCUGGGUCGUCCCCCCACAUGCAGCCUCAGGAGACCAGAGCCUUGCAGGGCGGGGUGCAGACACUUUAUUAGCGAUGGGGACAGUCUGUAACUGAUCUGCCCGAUAAAGCAAUGCUCCUCAGUGCUCCUCCCUCUGGGUCUCUGUGCAAAUCCCACCCACUCAGCUUGUCUUCCGGCCAAGGUCCUGUGGGCCCCACUUGUGCCUCCUCGUAAGUGCUGCAGCGGGACAGGAAGCGCUUGCGCUACAGCUUGUUCCUGGUGUGGUGCUCCUGCACACGGAUGACACCUUCCUGGGCACAACUGGCAGCCAAGACACCGUCCCUGCGCCAGAGACGUCCGUGCACAAGGCCCCGGCACCCACCUGUGUGUGGAAGAGGGGGGGCGCUGAGCACUGUUUGCCUCAAAGCAGACCGCUCCUUCUCCCAGAGUCUCUCUCUCCCACCCACCCUGCACAUCCGGCAGCACCUUACCAGCCCAGGGGCUCUCACACUCGUACAGCAUCCAGUGGUCGGCUCUGAAGGGGGCAUGGAACCACAUGGAGUGAUCCAGAGAGACCAUGAAACUGACUCUGUGGUGUUUGUGGGGCAGCAGGGCUGUAUGCAGGAAAGCGUAGUCCGAGAUGUAGGCAGCCACGCAGCAGUGCAGCUUCAUGUCACCUUCACCUGUAACGAAGAUGGCACCGGCUGAAAGGCCAGCCCUGUCCUACAGCGUCUGAAGGAGAAGACAGUGUGUGGGGAGGGGCAGCUGCGGAGGGGUCAGAGGGCACCAUGGAGACUGCUGAAGGCCCUCUGCCAUGCAGGAGCCAGAGGGACGCAGGGACAGCCCUGUGCAAACUUGCAAGGCCCAAAUGACCUCCACAGCAGGUUCCUAGGCAUCAGAGUUGGGAAGCUGGCUCUGGAGACGUGCUAACCUAGAGAAGAAGCCCUAUAGUUCCAGGGCAGGAGCCUGCAUGUUCCCCCUCCACAAUCAUCUCUGCCCAAAAGUGUGUGUGUGUGUGUGUGUUUCAGUUCUGUAAAAUGAAUAAACAAUGGUUCAAGCUAAA